UGACGUGAUAUGUUGUCACUGAAGCAGGUUAACCUAUAGCUGGCUGCUGUUCACCUAAAUCCUGUUUACAGAUGUGACGUAUUACAUGUAUUCGACCUAACCUUUGAGCCAUGAGUGUAACGUACCUAUCGCCACUCUAUAACUACCUACAGCUGAUUUCAGUCACAUAUACUAUCUAGACUGCCUGGACCAUUCAGCUCAUUGGUAUUCAAGCUGUACUGUAAGACUAAUGGAGUACGACGAAGUCUUGGAGCACGUUGGUCCGUAUGGACGGCACCAGAUGUUGGCAUGGUUUCUGGUCACUGUUCUCUCCAACUGGCCCUUUGCAUGGCAGACGUUCAGCAUGAACUUCUUGGGCUACGAGCCUGAACACAGGUGCAGGAUUCCAUUUGGAGAUUUCAACGACACGUCGGUUGGAGAUGCUGGCAACUACUCGUUUUCCAGCAUUGGGAAGUGCAGUCUGUUCGCCAACGACACCGCAGGCAACAAUUACACCACGGGCUGUGAGUACGGCUGGUGGUACAGCCAUAACCCCGUCACUAACUCCAUCGUUACUCAGUGGGACCUGGUUUGCGAUAAGAACUUUCUGGCAGAGACAGCGCAAGCCAUCUUCAGUUUUGGCAUUCUUCUAGGCGAUCUCCUCUUCGGAUUCCUGGCUGAUAGAUACGGAAGAAGAAAGAUAUUUUUCGGGACAUUGGCGGGCACGGCAGUGGUGGGGUCUGUGGCCAUGUUCUCGCCAAAUGUCUACAUCUUCCUGGUGUUUCGCUUCUUUCUGGGUACAUUGACAGUGGGAUUCUGGCUCACCGGCUACCUUUUAAUACUGGAAAUCUUCCCGCCAAAACAGCGAACUUAUUUCGGAAUUCUGGCAGCAUUUGGCUGGAACAGCGGUGCCCUCACCAUGGCGUUGUUCGGCUACCUCAUCCGGGACUGGAAAACACUACAGCUGGUGAUAUCGUUGCCUGCUCUGGCGGGGGUCUUGGUCUGGUGGUUUGUCCCGGAGUCUGUGCGUUGGUUGUUGGCAAGAGGCAGACAAGGGGAAGCACAGCAGCUGGUCUACAACAUGGUCAAGUUCAACAAUAAGAAACUGCCAGAAGAUUUUCAGCUUUGUGUGCCAAUCUCGAAAAAAGACAGAAGCGCCGGAGACGACUCAAACAACGAAGAGAAAACGUACACGACUCUUGAUUUGUUCAGGACCCCCAAAAUUCGACUGAGAAUAAUUUGCUGCACGAUACUGUGGAUUGUGAAUACACUAGUGUAUUACGGCAUCUCCUUCAGUGCACCCAGUAUUAACGGCGACUUCUACCUCAACUUUUUCCUUCUAAUGGUGAUAGAAGUGCCUGCGGUCAUGUUAGCUUUGUUACUAGCAUGGAGAAUAGGGCGCCGUAUGCCGUUAAUAGUAUCCGGGAUGCUGGCUGGAAUCGCCUGUAUCGUCACUCCUUUUAUUCCAACGGACACAGCCGCCGGACUAUGGUCAGCACGUAUACUACCUGCACUGGGGAAGUUCUGGAUGAAUUCCUCCUUCACUAUCCUCGUACUCUACACCACAGAACUCUUCCCCACUGUGCUAAGGAGCAAUGCGGGAGGUUUUUCUUCCCUUGCUGGCCGACUGGGUGGCAUAGCAUUUCCUUACAUCAACUACCUGGGCAAACUGGACAUCGGUCAAGUGGCCAAAAAACUUCCGUUUAUCCUGUACGGUGUUCUGGCCAUCCUUGGGUCACUUGCUGCGUUCCCGCUGCCAGAGACCAAAGACGCCAAGUUGUUAGAACAUGUUGAAGACUUGGAGGGGUCCUGUACGGUGGAGAAACACCAUGGGACGAGAUAUGGUGCCAAUGAGACUUCUAAAAUGUGAACUUAAAUUGAGCCACUUUUUAUGGGUAUUCGGUCACUCUGACACCACCACCACCCCUCACUCAGCGUAUUUUUAUUAACAAGACGUAUGAAUCUGUAUUCAAUGAAUAAUUUUUACAUUAUUUCUUUUUAGUUAUCGUAUGUAAAAUUUGAAUAUUAAAACAAUAUUGGUGCCAUUAAAACGAAAAUAAAUUAUUAAUUCCUUUUUAGCAAUAAAAAACAGGAUACUGUACAUGGA
Lingula anatina is the source of this 2086-nucleotide messenger RNA. RefSeq names its product organic cation transporter protein. Gene Ontology annotation, cellular component: membrane. Gene Ontology annotation, biological process: transmembrane transport. Gene Ontology annotation, molecular function: transmembrane transporter activity. The record is from RefSeq and is a predicted model, not a curated record. Lineage: Eukaryota; Metazoa; Brachiopoda; Lingulata; Lingulida; Lingulidae.